Ylistrum balloti is the source of this 1095-nucleotide messenger RNA. RefSeq lists its product as uncharacterized. NCBI's taxonomy places the organism in Eukaryota, Metazoa, Mollusca, Bivalvia, Pectinida, Pectinidae. Gene Ontology annotation, molecular function: nucleic acid binding; zinc ion binding. The transcript has a single exon. The coding region runs from base 1 to 1095 and encodes 364 amino acids. The record is from RefSeq and is a predicted model, not a curated record.
AUGUCAGGCAUUCAGGACUUAAUGAUCUUAGGCAAAGAUGCAGGUCUGGCAGGUCAGGAUCUCCUUGAUUUUGUGAGUCGUAUCCAGGCUGAAGAGCGGGAGGAGAGACGUAGGCUGCGAGAGGAGGAACAAGCGAGCAGAGAUCAUGAGCUGCGGAAGUUAGAGCAAGAGAAAGAACUGAUUCAUGCAAAACGAGCAGCUGCGGAGAAGGAGGCCCAGUUACGCUUCGAACUAGAAAAGGAAAGUGAAGCUAAGGCCUUAAGAGAACAUGCCAGGAGACGGGAAAUUAUGGAAAUGGAACAGAAAGAACCAGCGAAGGUGAAAGUAGAGCAUGGACUACACCUUUCCAAGCGUGGACCGAAGCUACCGCCUUUUGAUGAAGCGACUGACAGUGUAGACUCCUAUCUACAGCGUUUUGAGCGUUAUGCGACUACUCAACAGUGGAGUAAAGAACACGAGUGGGCUGCAAACCUCAGCGUGUUACUUAAAGGACGAGCUUUGGAUGUAUUUUCUCGCCUACCCAUAGAGGAAUUCAUGAGGUAUGACAUCUUGAAAUCAGCUCUACUAAGAAGAUUCGAGAUGACUGAAGACGGCUUCAGGAAACGCUUCAGAAGCGGAAGGCCGGAAGCAGGAGAAACGUGUUCACAAUUUGGUGUAAGGCUAGAGAGCUACUUUGUCAAAUGGUUAGACAUGUCAGGAACGGAGAAGACGUUCAACCAUCUGAAAGAUUUAAUGGUUCGUGAUCAGUUUCUGCAGUCGUGUGGAAGUGACCUGAUGCUAUUUCUUAAGGAACGUGCUCCGACGUCGUUGGCCAGUAUGACAAAGCUUGCGGAUCAAUAUGCCGAAGCUAGAGGUAAUCCGCCGAACUUAAUGAAGCAGAGGAACCAAGGAGGGAAGAAUUCUGAGAGCCAUCAGAAUAAGGGGUCCUCAGAUUCAUCUAGAAUCUCGUCAGGGAAAACGGCGCAUGACGAUACGAAACAUAAGUAUUCUAGCAGACAGUGCUACAACUGUAAGAGUACAGAUCAUUUGAUGAACAAUUGUCCACAUCCUCGAAAGAAGUCGGGAAAUACGGCGGCGGCUGUCUCAGACGAAUAG